AUGGAUGGUUACAAUUAUUUGAUUUCAUUGCUUGCAAAUGAAACUUUGAUCAGAAACGAAAAAUCGCUGAGAAAGUCUAAGCGAUAUGCUGAUAUCUAUACGACUCUAUCAGAGACACGAACAACUCCACCGUCUUCAUCGCCCAACGCACAAUUCUAUCCUGCUAUUGUACAAAUGGCGACGGAUUUGGACAGUUCCGAUUGUAACUGCUGUAUUCCAGGUGUGCAAGGGAAACCUGGUUUACCGGGAAAGAACGGAAGACCUGGAAUCCCGGGAAUACCUGGUGAAAAUGGUCGUCCAGGAAGGCCACCAGCUGCUCAAUGCAAUGUUGAAGCAGCUCUCGCUUGCCCCGUAUGUCCCAGAGGUCCGACUGGUCAACCGGGACUUGUUGGACCACCAGGAGACCAAGGACGGAGAGGUGAACCUGGAACACCCGGUAGCCCAGGAAUAGAUGGUGGACCCGGUCCGAAAGGACCUCGAGGGAUUAAGGGAGUAAGAGGACGAGAUGGACUGCCGGGUGAUGCUGGUGCGUUGCCAUAUGCCUCUCCGAUGAUUCCUGGUGAAGCAGGCCAACGAGGGGAACCCGGCGCAGUUGGUCCACCAGGCUAUCCAGGUGAGGAUGGAUAUGAUGCACUACCAGGACCGCGUGGAGCGAAGGGUCCUCCAGGAUAUCCAGGUGCACCCGGUGCGGACGGUGAAGCAGGUUGGCCAGGACCAAUCGGGCCACCUGGACGGCCAGGCGAGCAAGGUGACUGUCCAACAUAUUGUGCGCUUGACGGUGGAAUAUUCUUUCCUGACAGUGUUAUAAGAAGGAAACAACGUAAGCUGCAGUAA
Anisakis simplex (herring worm) is the source of this 834-nucleotide messenger RNA. The record is from the annotation of a GenBank genome assembly. NCBI's taxonomy places the organism in Eukaryota, Metazoa, Nematoda, Chromadorea, Rhabditida, Anisakidae.